UCUGCCUCCACUCACCUUGGUUUCACGGCUCGAAUCUUAAGCAGGUUAACCGUCAUUCUCCGCUAAAGAAGCUAAAGCAAGGUUAGCUUACGGCUACAUUCAAGCUAUUUUACAGUGACAAGCAUAUUGUUACGUCUUUAAAGUGCUGUCCACUAACGAGGAGGUCAGCAGUGCUGCUGCUAAACAUGCGAAUAUGGAUGAUAUUAACAUGCUACAUCACCGAUGCCUUCUGAAUCUGAGGCGCCGUAUUCGUGAUGGUCGCCCUGCUCAAGAGAGAUACGCGAGACUGCAGAAGGAUGGAGACGUGCUGAGUUACCAAGGGAACUCUGAGGAAGUGGGCUGCUAUGUAGCCGGCCAUCCACUAUCAAAGGGAAACUGCUACUUUGAGGUAACAAUCGUGGACACGGGGGUGAGGGGAACCAUUGCUGUGGGCCUGGUGCCUAAGUUUUACAGACUGGACCACCAGCCCGGCUGGCUGCCACACUCUGUAGCUUACCACGCUGACAAUGGCAAGUUAUACAAUGGGAAUCCUGUGGGGAAACAGUUUGGACCAAAAUGUGCUCGGGGCGAUCGCAUCGGAUGUGGAAUACACUCGGAAAAUUUCGAAGCAGGUGUUACAAACGUCUUUUUCACCAAAAAUGGCAAAGAGGUGGGUUUAGCAGAGGUUGCCAUGUCAGCAGAGGGGUUAUUCCCUGCUGUAGGUAUGCACUCCAUGGGGGAGGAGGUGAAGGUUGACCUGCAGGCAGAGUGGUUCCUGGAGGACAAUGAUAGCAUGAUGAUGGUUGACAGCCAUGAGGACGACUGGGGACGACUGUACGACGUCAAAGUUAGCGGCACGCUGCUGGAAUAUGUUGGCAAAGGAAAGAGCAUCAUGGAUGUUGGUUUGGCCCAGGCCCGCCACCCACUCACGACCUGCUGCCAUUACUAUGAAGUGGAGAUUAUUGAUGCUGGAGAGAAGUGCUACAUUGCCCUGGGUCUGGCAACAAAGGACUACCCCAAAAACAGACACCCAGGGUGGAGCCGAGGUUCCGUCGCUUAUCAUGCAGAUGAUGGGAAGAUCUUCCAUGGAAGUGGGGUUGGUGACGCUUUUGGUCCUCGUUGCUUCAAAGGAGACAUCAUGGGUUGUGGCAUCAUGUUCCCACUUGACUACAUUCUGGAUGGAGAAGGUGUCAUGGACGACUUGGAUCAGCUGGAAAGCCACCCGGGUCAAGCAGACGUCCAGAAUUGUCUGUACCUCAAUGAGGAGGAGGAGGAAGGGGAAGAGGAGGAGGAGGGCGAAGAAGCAGAGAGAGAGCAAGGGGGAAGGAAAGUCAUGGUGUUCUUCACCCGGAACGGGGAGCUGAUGGGCCGACGAGAGGUGCUGGUUCCUCCUGGAGGCCUCUACCCCACCGUGGGGAUGCUGAGCAGUGGAGAAAAGGUGAAGGUGGACCUGCACCCUCUCAGCGGCUGAGCCAAGAGCCCAGUCCGGAUCUGCUGAGCCAGAACACACUCCACUCAGCUGCACACAUUAACCUCACUGUCUACCACAUCAGCAUGGACCUUAUUCAUAAAAAUCUUUCAGUCACAGCUCUGCAACCGAACAGGCAGCUCCACGAUUCUGACCUGACCUGAACUGCUGCACCAUCAGACUCCUGAGAUGAAAAGUUUAUUCUAUGCAAUCUGCACUGGUCCCAAUCCCCCAUGCGGACCUCCUCCUGCAUGCACUUUGAAAUCCCCCACCAGGCAUGGAACGCUCAGCCCCUUUGUCCUGACCCCCAGCAGAGCAGAACCAGACCAACAGACCCCUCCCCCCUGGUCUGCAUCCAGGUUCUGGUGAACACGAUCAGGCUGGAGAUGCGGCUGCUGAGCAGCAUAGGACAUUCCUGGGUCAGCACAAGCAGGUUCCAGGUGAAAAUGGGUGUGCUGUCUAUGGUUGUGUGUGUUCAGGUUGUUUUUGCACUAUAAGGAUUCCGUGUUAACCAAAUUAUUAGGGAGGACUGACGUUCUUGGAGACGUCUGCUGGUUAGUUUGUACCGACACCGUGUCGCUUUUGUCGAAACUGCAUAACACGCGUAAGAUUACUUUAAAAAUUAAGGAUAUUUUUAUUUUUAUUCACAAGUGGUGAAUGUACAUUAAAGGUGCUGAAUAAAUAAAUGAGCUUAAAUUCAAAUGUUGGUGACUUUCAGGACCAGCUGGACGUUUUCUUAAAGCCUGUGCACGAUUUUUUUGUUGUUGCUGUUUUCGAGGUGUUGGUGGUGUCCUGUUUCUGUAGGACUGAUGUUUGCUGAAACCAGCAGGCUUCGCUACCAUCAGAACCAGUUCUGACCCACCAAAUAAAAUCUGUCCAGAGCAACAAAAUUCAAAUAAAGAAAACUCAUCAAGUUUA
Messenger RNA from Nothobranchius furzeri (turquoise killifish), 2365 nucleotides. Its product is annotated as SPRY domain-containing protein 3. Gene Ontology annotation, molecular function: protein binding. Lineage: Eukaryota; Metazoa; Chordata; Actinopteri; Cyprinodontiformes; Nothobranchiidae. The record is from RefSeq and is a predicted model, not a curated record.